Messenger RNA from Cladophialophora immunda, 2017 nucleotides. RefSeq lists its product as uncharacterized. Bases 362 to 1843 code for a protein of 493 amino acids. The transcript has a single exon. Gene Ontology annotation, molecular function: hydrolase activity, acting on carbon-nitrogen (but not peptide) bonds. The record is from RefSeq and is a predicted model, not a curated record. NCBI's taxonomy places the organism in Eukaryota, Fungi, Ascomycota, Eurotiomycetes, Chaetothyriales, Herpotrichiellaceae.
GCCACCUCGACGACCAAGCUCUUGUGCUUGGACCACAUACACUCCAGAACUGAAUGCUUAGCGACCAUUGAAAAAGCUAUUGACCCUACACCAUCUCAUGAACGUGAGCCAGCGUAUCCUCUACGUUUGCACGCCUGCCAUUGUUGUCUCGUCGACGUUUCAAUACGUUAGAUUGGUUGCCGUGGCACUUGGGCGACGGCGGUGAGAUCAAACGCACCGGCCAUUUGUACGAAGAGGAAGACUUGAUCUGGAGUCAGGCAGCUUGACUGGCAAAUUUGCAUGACAGUCAUACACAUUUGCAGUCACAUCCGAGUUUGAAUACAAGCGACGGACGUUCUCUCCCCCCAGGCUUCCGAGCAUCAUGACUCGCCGCAAGCCAAUACCUGGGACAACUUGGAUUCCUCAACCCGCUGCCGCUCCCACUUUAUCACAAACCAGCGGUCAUGCAAACAAUGGCGCCUCGAGCGGGACAGGCGAAGAACUGCCAGGACCCCCAUCACAUCCCACCUCCGGCCAUGGUUCCAUACCGCCGCCACUCACAGCCACCGGAACAACACACUUAAUCAACACCUCGCUCCUCAUUCCUGGACGUGGCAAGCCCCAGCACAACAUGUCGGUCAUCCUUCAAGACGGGACGAUAACCUCGAUCCAACCCACGGCGUCGGUGCCCCCACCAUUCAAAAACCUUCCGACUACGACCGUCCCAGUCCUGAUGCCUGGGCUGUGGGACUGUCACAUCCAUCUGCUGGGCAGCAAGACGUUCAACUUCUUCGAGAUCGCCACGCAGUCGACGGCUCUGGCCGGCGCCAGGAUUGCCCGGAAUGUGCAUGACAUCCUGAUGAGCGGGUUCACCUCGGUGCGCGAGCUGGCCGGCUACGGUCUCGAAGUCUCCAAGGCGAUCGAAGAAGGCACGCUCGUCGGGCCAAACAUCUACUCGUCGGGCGCCGCGAUAUCCCAGACCGCGGGCCACGGGGACGUGUUUGACCUGCCCUGGGGCUUUGUCACCUCCCUCUUUGGAGUGAGGGACACCCAGGCGAACGCGCUCGCCCCGGGUACGGGACCGAUGAUUAUCGCCGACGGGGUUGACGAGUGUCGACGCGCCGUGCGGCUCCUGGUCCGCCGAGGCGCCACGUGCAUCAAGGUGUUCGCGAGUGGCGGCGUGCUGAGCAUAGCCGACGACCCGCUGCGCCAACAAUUCUCGCUCGACGAGUUGAAGGUGAUUGUGGAAGAGGCCCAGCGUGCGGGGCGGGUCGUGGGCGCACACUGCCACGGCAAGGACGGGAUCAUGGCCGCGUUACGCGCGGGUGUCCACAGCAUCGAGCACGGGACGUACAUGGACGAGGAAUGCGUCGAGCUCAUAAAGAAGCAAGGGGCCGUGUACGUGCCGACGCGGACGAUUGUGAAGGUCGGCGUGGACCACCCGGAGCUCAUGUCGCCCGAGUCGUACCGCAAGAUGCUGGAGACGGCGCGGCACCACCGCGCCGCGUACCGCCUGGCCGUCAAGUCCGGCGUCAAGAUCGCCUUGGGCACCGACCUGGGCAUCAGCGCGCCCGCGACGCACCCGCUGGCGCACGGUCAGAGUGGGGGUGAACUCGCCUACGCGGUCAGCGAUGGCGGCAUGGAGCCCCUGGAGGCCAUUGAAGCCGCGACGGCCAUGGGGCCCGAAGUGCUCGGCGCCCUGGGCAUGGCGCCCAAGAGUGGCAGGAUCGAAGUCGGGUACGAUGCCGAUCUGAUCGCCUUGGGCGCGAACCCUUUGAAGGAUAUGGACUUGUUCAAAAAGCCGGAGAAUAUCACGCAUGUGUGGAAGGGUGGGCGGCUGUUUAAGAGUCCCUCGGACGCUUAAAAAAAUGAAUUGGAUCAAGGGACAUUAUUAGCACACACACCUGUCCUGUAACAGGAGUACUUUUUCCUCGACCGGUCAGAUAGUAUAUAUAAAUACAUAGGGUUCGAAGAAGCAUGACCCAAAAAGGCCGAGAGAAGCUGCAUCACUACAAUCAAUAAUCAUACACAAUGCUCG